GCCGCUGCUGCAGUAAAGUUUGGCACCGCGGCCCAGUCUCGUGAGAUCCGCCGUAUACGACUCAGCUGGUGGCUUCAACCAACUUUCAUCUGGGAUACUUGUACACGUAGAAAGAACUACUAGCCAGCAUGGUGGGCCGAAACAAGGAGCUGGAACAGGAGGUGCUGGACUGGAUCGCCGCGGUGCUGGAGGAACCCUUGCCGCCAGGUGCCUUCGAAGACGUUCUCAAGGACGGAGUUAUUCUCUGCAGACUUAUGAACAAACUCGAGCCAGGCUCCGUGAAUAAAAUACAGACCUCGGGCGGCUCAUUCAAACUCAUGGAGAACAUCGAGAGAUUCCAAAAGGCAGCCAAGAAAUACGGCGUCCCUCACGAAGAAAUUUUCCAGACCGCGGACCUGUUCGAGCGACGCAACAUCCCGCAAGUGGUCAUCUCUCUCUACUCCUUGGGCAGAAUCACGCAGAAGCAUCCAGAGUACAAGGGCCCAUCCCUGGGGCCCAAGAUGGCGGAGGCCGAUAAGAAGGUCUGGGACGAGGACCAGCAGAGGGCCCUGAGAGAGGGACAAAUCGGCCUUCAGAUGGGCCAGAACAAGGGCGCGACCCAAGCGGGUCAGGGGGCCUUUGGCAACAGCCGGCACAUGUAACUAAUAUUAUGUACAUCAUCGGCAAGUCUAAUGAAUUCAACCAAAAAUACGACUAUAUGCUUCAAGAAAGGUCAAUUUGAAACCAUUUAUUGAUCAAAGGUCUCAUUUUUAUCGUACUGUUAUGUCACAAAGAACCAAAAUAUGCGAGCUCAUUAGUUCGUCUCAGAGUGAUCGCAUGGAAUUCAUAAUGGGUGUUGAUGUUACGUGAACGUCUGUAAACGAGAAAGCUCGUUGAAGGCUAUAUCUGUUGGGUGCUAAAGUCGAAAGUAGAGUUCUAAUAUUAAAGCACUAAUUUCCAAUUUCAUCAUUCUUGUUUGGCUAUGUAAAACGCAAUUCAGAAAUAACUUUUUUAUUUUCAUCAGCAGAAAUUGUUUAAGUGAUGCCAAAUAAAUUAACGCGCUACAUGCAGUGUUACGAUCGAUUCACUACAAUCUUUACUCUCACUAUCCAAUUAGUCUAUAAUCUCCCAUAAUCAGGAAAGUUUGUUUUAAAAUAAGGUAGAAUAUAUGGUUUAGGUUUCUAGAUUUUGUUCCGAACCUUUGAAUCUUCCUAAGUUAACUUUAUUUUAUAGUGUCUCAUAUUCGUGGAUGUUUUUCGCCUCAAAGUUAUAUUUUUAUUUACUUCUUUGUCCUCGUAGCUCAACCGUCUACAGUAAUCUCCAUUAAUGUUCAGUCUAUGAGAUUGAUUUCAUAGUGUACAGAAAUCAUUGUAUUAAUAAAUUCGAUCCAAUAAAAUCUGAUAUUAGGCUUC
Messenger RNA from Hyalella azteca, 1391 nucleotides. Its product is annotated as muscle-specific protein 20. The record is from RefSeq and is a predicted model, not a curated record. Gene Ontology annotation, molecular function: actin binding. NCBI's taxonomy places the organism in Eukaryota, Metazoa, Arthropoda, Malacostraca, Amphipoda, Hyalellidae. Gene Ontology annotation, biological process: actomyosin structure organization. The coding region runs from base 129 to 641 and encodes 170 amino acids. The transcript has 4 exons.